Astrephomene gubernaculifera is the source of this 3365-nucleotide messenger RNA. The record is from the annotation of a GenBank genome assembly. NCBI's taxonomy places the organism in Eukaryota, Viridiplantae, Chlorophyta, Chlorophyceae, Chlamydomonadales, Astrephomenaceae.
ACUUCUCAGCUGCUCUGCUCCGCUGAACAAAGGGUUGUUAACAGGUUGAGUUGUCCACUUCCCGCUGAGCUGCUCCACGAACUGUUGGUUCUGUUGCUGAUCCAGGGUUUAGGGUAGCCGCUUGAAAUAACGUUCACACCAACAUGUAUUUACAACACACAAAACAUAGGCGGAGCCUGUAUUAACGUUGGAUUCCAGGCCUUCCAUCGUCGCGACGUACGCGCUCUAGGUCCUGGCAAUGAACGAUAUUAGUGCGAUACGCCAAGCAGUAGCUGCUUGGCAUGGACGGCUUUUGGCUCAUCCAGUAACGCAGGACUCGCUAGCCCAUGGACCGCAAAAUGGAGCGAACCCGGAAGCUGUUUCCUUCGCAGCUGCGGAACUGGCUGCGGUACUGGAGGAGUACCAACUGCCAGACGGACUCAUAGACGACCUGCUCAGCGUGUGUGACACGUUCACCAUGCUUUGCGGCGUUACUCCAAAUGACGUGCCAGAUGCUCACCGUACGGCCAGCUUCCGAAGCGCUCCCUCCCACACCACCCACCGCACCACCACCGCCACCGCCACCACCAACGGAGCCCUCACCGGCGACCCAGAUGCGGGAAGCGGCUCCUCCUCCGCCCUCGCACCGCAACACGGCUUGCAUGCGGGCCACGACCGUGCCGCCUCUCCCUCUUCCGCUGCUGCUGCUGCCGCCCCUGCCAAGCUGCACCCUGCCAAGCUGCGGCUGCUCCGGGCGGCUGCGGGCGGGCUGCCGGUGCACACCACCUCCAUCGGCAGACGGGCGUCGGCAAGCUACUGCGUCUACGAGAGCAUGGGCGGGUGGGAGACGCUGUCGGCCGCUGUGGAGAGCCUGUACAACCGCAUGCGGGCCGACCCGCGCUGCGAGGGGCUGUUUGAGGAGGUCAACGAGCAGCAGCUGAAAACCCACAUGUUGGAGUUCCUGUCCUGCGCGCUGGGUGGCAAGGCCCGCUUCGCCUCCUCCACGCUGUUGUCCAGCCAGCGGGACCAGCUGCGGAGCCACGGUUUCGGAGCCGGGCAGUUUGAUGUGCUGCUGCAGCACAUGAAGGCCGUGUUGGACGAGCUGGGCGUGCAACACGAGAUCGCCGCAUCCGCCAUUGCGUUGCUGCGCUGCCACAAGCACGUGUUUGAGAAGCAAGCACCCGAGGUGGAAGCUGGAGAGACGGAGGAGCAGGGGGCGGAGGUGGCGGUGGCGGCUGCUGCUGCGGGCGCGGUGGAGGUGGAGGAGGAGGCGAAGGGGCAGCAGCAGCUAGACGAGGACGCGGCUGGGUUGGCCGCAUGCUAGGGAGUGAUGCGGGGCUUUGAAGGUCGUCGUUAUAACGGUGAUGUUUGUUGGUGAGGGAAGGUCGUGUUGGCGUCGCGUGCAUGUGUGUCUACCGGUAUGUACCAUAGCUUGUUGUUGGGUGGUGGGGAGGGUCGUAACCGUUGGGCCGGUUGCUAGCGGUUGUGGGUGGUGUGGGGUGGGGGCGUUACAAGCGCUAGAAAGUCACGAGGUUACAAACGCAGGAAAAAGCAUACCGGUAUGUCAUGAGAAGUCAAUUCCGCGUGGAGCCGCGACGGCGCCUCAUCAUACGUUCACCACCAUGCAGAGUAUUUGGACGAAGGAUGUGAUGGAGAUGCUCCAAUGUAUCAUUAGGACACAGAUCCAUAGUUUGUGGUGGAUAUGCAGUUUGUGGAAUUACGAGAGCGUCGCCAGACUUUACUGGGGCGUUCUUCCCUCGGCAUCCUUUUAGCUCUUUGGAGCUUGCGCUAUUGUUGGUAUCAUGUCACACAUACACGCAUGUUCCCUUUCAUGUUCACCCUCCUACGCCUUCCUCGAUAAAGGGGCUCGGUAGGGGUCUGUCCGGUGCGAGGAGUGGGACGCGUUGGACGAUUGGAGCGGAGUCAUUUGCUGCAGGAUGGCGGGUUUGAGGGUUUACGCCUCUUUUCGGAUGAUUGCAAGCAGCAUGACGUGGCGUGAUGGAUAGCUAUCCGUACAAAGUUGUAUGUACGAAGUUCUCCUUACUUGGUGUCUCAUCUUCGUACUACUGAUGACAUUGCGUUGUUUGGCAUCACAACCAGCUACACAUGGUAUUGCUGCUGCCGCAGGUAUUUGGAUGGUUCGGGAAUAACGGCUCUGAUGCGUGUGUGCAAUGGCUGUUCGUGUGGAAAGCGGUGGGUCGGGGUUGCUUGUAAAGGCAAUGCGCACCACAUGCAAUGGAUGCAUGGUCUUGACAGCAGUGCAGCAUUAAGGAUUGCGUAAUAGUUAUCAUCUCAUGUGGUGCUAUACUGCUAAUGAAGGCACAUGUGGGGUAAGGAUGAACGGCUAUUGAGGCGAGGAACGGCGGAUUCUGUAGAAAUGGGUUAUACCCUCUGACGGCUUCUGUAUUCUGGUUUAAUGGCUCCGUAUGUCGGAACGUAUAGUUUUAGGCGGCAUCAUGUUACUGGAGGAAGAGUGAACUGAUAGCUCUUCCUCAUAACUGGGAGCGAGUGUGGUAUUGAAGCCGGCUGAAGUUGGGGCGGCAAAGGGCGACCACCCUGAUCAAGAUUGACCCAUGGGACACUGAAGAAGCUACGUCGUGAAACGUAUGCCAACUCUUGCAAUGAGGGGGUUAGGUUGCUUGCUUGGCAACUGAGACGCUUUGGUUGGAGCAAUUCGUAUUUGUUCUCUCCUUUUGUUGUCAAGAGGCAGGUGGAGGUGGUUGUGCUGUGCGUGGUGGCGGUCCGUGCCGCCUAGGGUUUCGGUUUCGGAACUAGAGUCCUGUAUCGUACUAAGAUGGUACUAAGGACUGGUAACCACCAUGUUGGUGGUUGGGGGCUGUACGUGGUUCCACAGGGCCUAAUCUGUCCCACUCUGGCCAUCUUUAGGGCUUUACACGUUUCGUAUCAUGCGUGUUUUACUGAAUCGCACGUCACAUGUGGAUGCAUCUACGUCGUUACGGCGGGUCAGCACGUAUCUGCUGUAUACUGGUCGUGGGCGUGUUUAGCCAACUGACCAAAACCGCGUCUGUUGUUGUGGGGGUGGAGAAGAAGAAGACGGGUGGGUGGGUGGGUGUGAGUGCGAUGGGCACUCGUGUGUGUUUUGGACAGGCGGUUAUAAGGUUACUUGUCCCAGGCGAACGACGCAGCGAAUGAACGUUUUUUAUUUUCUAGGUUUAGCAUCGCGCUGCAUGUGUUCUAAGUUCUGGUGGCCGGAAUGGUUACCUGCACUGCACAGCGCACAGGUGCGAGCGACGCUAGCGGAAGACAAGGGGCGUGCCAACGAACGAACGAACAAACGGGGUCAAUGGUGGGUUCGGGGGUUGCGUGUCUUCGGCCACACCCCAAUGCUGGACGGGAGCUGCACGCAUGUUGUGAUGUAAGCCGAC